Serinus canaria (Common canary) is the source of this 1673-nucleotide messenger RNA. It is a transcript of the gene AZI2, whose product is annotated as 5-azacytidine induced 2. Gene Ontology annotation, biological process: canonical NF-kappaB signal transduction. The record is from RefSeq and is a predicted model, not a curated record. Gene Ontology annotation, cellular component: cytoplasm. NCBI's taxonomy places the organism in Eukaryota, Metazoa, Chordata, Aves, Passeriformes, Fringillidae. The transcript has 9 exons. Bases 200 to 1366 code for a protein of 388 amino acids.
GGCCGAAACCGCGGCCGGGCCGGCGGGGUGGGGGCGAUGGGCGUCCGAAUGGGCCCGAGCGGAGACCGCGAGGGGCGGCGCUGCCUCCCCGCAGAGCUGAGCGCCCGCCGCUGACCCGCCCGGCCGAGCGGGGCCCGGACAGGAUGACCAAGGGCCAUCAGAGAGACUCCCUUGCCUUCCAGUAGCUGUAACAGCUGUCAUGGAGGAGUUGGUAGAGGAUGACAUCUGUAUUUUGAACCAUGAAAAAGCAGACAAUGCCCACAAGAGAGACAGCGAUAUUCCUGUUCCAUCCUAUAGUGGAGAUGAGUCUGUUGCCUCACACUUUGCACUUGUCACUGCAUAUGAAGAUAUCAAGAAACGACUGAAAGAGACAGAGAAGGAGAACUCCUUCUUAAAAAAAAAAGUGAGAAUUUUAGAGGAGAAGGUGCUUGGCUCCCGGAUGGAAGAGGAAUGCAGCUCGGUUGGGCGGGAACAAGUCAAUAAAGCUUACCAAGCCUAUCGAGAGGCCUGCAUCGACCGUAACCAUCUGAAAAGCAAACUGGAAAAAAUGGCAAAAGAAAGUGCAGAAUCCUUGAAAAACUUGAAUGAACAGUUGCAAUCUAAAGAAGUAGAGCUGUUACAACUAAGAACUGAAGUGGAAACUCAGCAAGUGAUAAAAAGUCUGAAUUGUACUCAGGCUAACUGGGAAUUAGAGAAGCUGAACAGUGACCUGAAAGUGCAUAGUCUGGAACAGGAUCUAGAAAAACUCAAGGAAGAGUGCAACAGUCUCAGGAAGGAGUUGCAAAAUUCCAAGCAGAAGGACCAGGCUCAAGAAGAAAAUCCAUUACAUGGAGACCACCUUCAAAGGCAAGACAUCCAGAGUUUGCAACAAACAUAUUGGGACCUGAAGAGAGAAAUGUCCAAUUUGCGUGUAGUGACUGACAAGCAAGCUGAGAUCCUACGAAAACUGAAAAGGAACCCACCAGGAGCCAAGAAAGCUGCCUGUACUGCACCAGUGCAAUGUGUUGACUUGAACAUUUCAAAGGUGAAUUUGACAUCUGGGGUAGCCUAUAAAAACCUGUCACAAAACAAUAAAGCCCUCGGCAAUGCUGUGUCUCCCCCUCUGCUGAGAGAUGCCCGUGUCCCAUCAGAAAGGGUGACCCUACAAGCUUGGACAGAUGAGAGACCAAUUCCAGCUGAUGGCAAAAUGUUUCAGGAACACCAUUCCUAUGGAAAGAGCUCUCUGGAAGAUAAUUCCUGGGUAUUCCCAAGUCCUCCAAAGCCCAAUGAGAAUAUGUUUUGGGAAAUGAAAAAUAAUCCAACUUUGUUAAACUGUCCAGCAGAUUACCUGGAUCAGUGUAAUCAAAACUGUCUGCACAAGAGUUAAACAAUUUUUAGAAUGAGCUGAGGCAUUUUUGCAGUGAUUCUGAAUAGGCACCUUAAUGCUCAAACUUUUAAGGAGAGAAAUUGCUUGAAAUGUCUUUCUUUAUUUUUAAUUCUAGUUCCAAAUCAGAAAGCGUAGUCUUCCUCUGCUGUAAAUCAGGAGUGAGUUCCUUGAUGUUAAAGCUGUGCUGGUAUAAUGUAAAUACAAAGAAAUCUAGCAUGGGUCCUAGAUAGUCAUGUACUGCAAAUGACAUACAUUUGCUAAAGGUUACAAUGAAAAGUGAGUUUGUGGAAUAAAACAAAAUAAUCCA